Molecule: messenger RNA, 2948 nt
Organism: Tympanuchus pallidicinctus (lesser prairie-chicken)
Lineage: Eukaryota; Metazoa; Chordata; Aves; Galliformes; Phasianidae
Gene: ZDHHC3
Product: zinc finger DHHC-type palmitoyltransferase 3
Exons: 6
Coding region: 733-1632 (299 amino acids)
Biological process (GO): protein targeting to membrane; peptidyl-L-cysteine S-palmitoylation
Cellular component (GO): endoplasmic reticulum; Golgi apparatus
Molecular function (GO): protein-cysteine S-palmitoyltransferase activity
Source: RefSeq, a predicted model, not a curated record
UUUGUGGAAGGUGGGUCCUGACACAUCGGUUGUGGCGUUUGAGUGUUUCGAAUGCUGUGCAAACACUUCUUGAGGAAUGUCCCUAGAAGAAGUGGCUGGGUGUGUGAAUGGCACUUGCACAGCCUCCAGGAGUUCCAGAGGGGGGUGAAGCAAACGCAAUUAAGGGUUGGAGUGAAGUGGAGCAGCAGACUCCAAGGGGCCAUGAAGCCAGUGGAGAAGGGAAGAGCGCAGUCCAGGCAAGACUGGAGAGUUCUAUAAAAAUCUUCGCAUGGUUGCUGCUUCAGGAGUUGCUACCACUACUGCUCAGCAGUUUGUGCAGAUUGAGCCCCCAGGCUCUCUUUUCUUCCUUGGGCCUGACCCAGCAGAAGGGGCUCUGCUCUGUUCUUUUUCCCCAUGGUUUUCCCACGUGUUUCCGCAGCCGCUCCUAUUGGCACCACCUGGCCACUGUGCUCUGCAUCAGAGCGCUCGCUGCCUUUCCUCAGUGGGGGUGGCUGGAGUCAGCGUGUGGUUAAGCAAGUCUGAAAAGCACUUAGAGAGUCUUCUUGGGUAAGAGGUGUUCUGAUAAGUAUGAAAGUCUGGCUUCCAAAGCCAUUAUUCUUUGUUCGGUUCAUCUUUUUCACUGUUUCUACUCACGCCAUCCCAUCCUGCUGUGUGAAAAGAUCUCAGAGGGCCUUGUGAGGCAGAGUGCUGUUUCCGAUUCUCUUUCAGAUGCAAGUAUGGACAUAAUAGCCUAUGAUGAUUUCUUCAGUCCACCGCUUCAGAGAUAUUGAAAGGACACCCGAAUACCUCCAGCCGGAGAAGUGUGUUCCACCUCCUAGCCGCCCUUCCUUGGGAACAAUGUGGUUUAUUCGAGAUGGCUGUGGUAUCGCGUGUGCCGUUGUCACCUGGAUGCUGGUGUUCUAUGCUGACUUUGUAGUCCUUCUUGUCAUGCUGGUUCCCUCAAGAGAUUACGUUUAUAGUGUCAUCAAUGGCACGCUGUUCAACACCUUGGCGUUCCUCGCUUUGGCUUCACAUUUUCGUGCUAUGCUGACAGAUCCAGGUGCUGUGCCCAAAGGUAACGCAACAAAAGAGUUCAUUGAGAGUUUACAGCUAAAGCCAGGACAGGUGGUUUACAAGUGCCCAAAAUGUUGUAGCAUCAAACCUGACAGAGCACAUCACUGCAGCGUUUGCAAGAGGUGUAUUCGGAAAAUGGACCAUCACUGCCCAUGGGUCAAUAACUGCGUAGGAGAGAAUAACCAGAAGUACUUUGUACUGUUUACAAUGUAUAUAGCACUGAUUUCUCUGCAUGCUCUAAUUAUGGUGGGAUUUCACUUCUUGUAUUGCUUUGAAGAGGACUGGACAAAAUGCAGCUCCUUCUCUCCACCAACCACAGUGAUCCUUCUCAUCCUCUUGUGUUUUGAGGCGCUCCUCUUUCUCAUCUUCACCUCGGUUAUGUUUGGGACCCAAGUACACUCCAUCUGCACUGACGAAACGGGAAUAGAGCAAUUGAAAAAGGAAGAGAGAAGAUGGGCUAAAAAAACAAAAUGGAUGAACAUGAAAGCAGUAUUUGGCCAUCCGUUCUCUAUAGCAUGGCUUAGCCCAUUCGCAACACCAGACCAAGGAAAAGCAGACCCAUACCAGUAUGUGGUCUGAGGAAUUCUUGACCAGCAUUUCCACUAAGAUAGAAACAUAUUGCAGCACUACUGUUUAAAUUUUCCAUGAAUGUUUAAAACGAAAAGCAAGACAAACUUUUUUUUAUGUCUAAUGAAUGGCUGAUAAUUGCAGAGAAAAAAAAGCCCUGUAUUCCACAACUUCAGAUAAUUCUAUAUCUCUGGCUGAAACUGCUGCUGUUGCUUUUCUUUCUUUCUUUCUUUCUUUCUUUUUUUUUUCUUAAUCAUGUUAACUUUACUGGCUUUUGUUUCUCUCUGCUUUCUGUAUGGCAUAACUAAUGUGAAGGGAGUUUUCCUCCUCCGUUGUGACCCACCUCUUCUGAGUAGGUUUUCAUGCUGUCUGCUGACUGUGCUGAGCUCUGUGGAAGACAUACGAGUGCCAAGUCCUACACAGACACCUUUGGACUUCCUGAAGGAGCGCGCUGCUCUUUCAGAAGUGAACUUGAACUGGGAAGUAGACCCUUGACUUUACCAAAAGGCACAAGAUGAGAACGCAGCAAGAGAGCCAGUUGACCUGGUGAUUGCACGCAGUUCAAGUAUCUAAAGCAAACAUUGCCAAUGCUGCUUCCCCCUCGUUUUUCCUUCCAGCUACAAAAUCGAUUUCAUCUUUCUGGCAUUAUUUUGUCUGUUCCCUCCCUGGUGCGCAGGAAAUUGUUGCCAUCAUAGGGUAACUGUGUUGCAGAUUUAGAAGACUUUGUGGAUUUUUAAAAUGCCUUACAUUUGCAGAAAAGAAAGAGGAAGAAUCUGAUUUUCAAAUGCUUAGAAUGGGAGCAGCAUCGUGUUGGCGUGUGUUUGUCUCGUAAAUGAGCUGUUGGAGCAAUACCUGUUAAAUAGCUUUGAAAAACUGAUGUGAAUGCCUGGAGGCAGAUGGAUAAAGACUGACCUUGGUGGGAUGUGUCGUUAUGCCAGGGAGAUGGAUCCUACGUUCUUAGCAUCGCCCUGGUGUGGAGCUUUGUGAAUCUUUUACUGUGUAUGUGCACACCUGUGUGCAGACGCACACCGUGUGUGUGUAUGUUAAGGCUGGGAACUGGUGGUGGUAAGGAGCAUGUGUACUUCAUGGACUGUGUGGUGAUGAAAGGGGAGGGACAGAAGGCAUUCCAGAAACAGGUAAGGCCAAACCAUUCAUAACUGUGACCGAUGCCUUGUGUUCAGGCAGAAAUUUUGCUAUAUUUUGGAUCAUUACUCCUAUAGACUUAUCAGAAUAUUGCGAACAAAGGAAAAACUACUCAUCAGCUGUGUCCAGGAAUUCCAAGGAAUCUUUUCUUUCCUUGGUUUAAAUCAAAGCCGUAUUUUUUGGAA